AUGGAGGAGUCAGGAGGCAACAGAAACAGUCAGCAUUACCUCUGUGGUCCAGAGCAGAACAUUCACAAGAUCGACUUCACCAGGUUCAAAAUCCAAGACAUGGAGACCAGCACAGUUCUUUUUGAGAUCACCAAACCCCCUACCACAGAGAGUGUGGAGGAUAGAGAGCACUUCGACCCUAAUGCUGGACGCUUCGUUCGCUAUCAGUUUACCCCCGCCUUCUUCCGACUAUGCCAGGUUGUGCUUGAAAUGAUCCUUCACCCCUAUGAGACUCAGUCUGACAGCUUUUACUUCGUGGACAACAAGCUCGUAAUUCACAAUAAGGCAGAUUAUUCCUAUAACGGUGGACCGUAAGAAGUCUUAUGGACUUGUAUGGAGUUACAAUGGACUGGGUGCAGUAACACCUACUGAAAGUGGCUUCUAGCCUUCUAAUCUUUAAUGUGAUGGUGCAUUUGGUAAAAAAUUAAAAUCACCCCAAUCUCAGGAUGUGUGUGUGUAUUAAAGAGAGAAUGUUAAUCUCACAAAAGGUAUAUACUAAGCGCACAUUUCGUGCACUGAUUUUCUUAUUUCAAAAUCAUUUAAAAAAUAUUUAAUAAUCCACUUAUUACAUAUUUUUUUCUCACUGAGUAUGUGGGCGUGCCUGUGCACAUGUGCAUUAAUAGCAUGCAUGACAAAUGCUUAAAUCUUUUUCUUUUUUUUUGAACACCCAAAGCCAAAUAAUUUUACAGUGUGACACCCAGGAGUUCCUCUGAAACUCUUUUUACAUGCACUUCAUGAAUUAAACUUCUGUUUGAAAGUUUUCAUGUAUAGACAUACAGUUUUUAAGACUUCAUAUGCUGAUUGCCCGUACAGUGUCUAAAGUCAUCUUACUUUAGUUCAUAAUUAUUCAGAUGUGUUUUGUCCCUUAUUGUUCAUUGAUUGAUAGCUUCCCCAUAUGCUUACAAAUGAAGUAUUUAACAUGGAGUACUUUGCUAAUAACGGAAGACUUAUGGCUUAUGAUCUGAUUCUGUGUUGAAAGACACAAGGCCUCUAAAUGCAUAAAAGAGGAUCAUAUGCUGUAGAGUCAGAAGGAGGUACAUGGCGCUUUUCAGUGUUUUGUAACUUUUUAAAAGGUUUAGACUGGAGCUGAAUGAACUGUGCACUGGAAUAAUUCAUUUAGAGUCACUUUCCUUUGGUCUUUAGGAAGGAGGCCGCACUUCUAUCACUUUCAGUUUUGAAUCUAUGAUGAUGUCAAUUUGUGUUAUUUACUGUAUAUUAUCAUCAUGUUAUUUAUAUUUACAUACAUUCUGUUUAUUUUUAUUAGCACUUUUUGUCAAAAAAUGUAUA
Myxocyprinus asiaticus (Chinese sucker) is the source of this 1326-nucleotide messenger RNA. RefSeq names its product protein unc-119 homolog A-like. Gene Ontology annotation, biological process: negative regulation of clathrin-dependent endocytosis; negative regulation of caveolin-mediated endocytosis; nervous system development. The transcript is spliced from 4 exons. The record is from RefSeq and is a predicted model, not a curated record. Lineage: Eukaryota; Metazoa; Chordata; Actinopteri; Cypriniformes; Catostomidae. Gene Ontology annotation, cellular component: centrosome; spindle pole; intercellular bridge. Gene Ontology annotation, molecular function: lipid binding. The coding region runs from base 1 to 354 and encodes 117 amino acids.